GCCUCCCUCCUCCCAUCUUAUGUGUUUGUAUCUCUCUGGUUCUUUCUCUUCUCUUUUAUAAUAUAUUUAUCGAAUUUAUUUAUUUUUAUUUUCUUGAAUUAGAAAUUACAAUAUUUAUGAUUUUGAACAAUUCGUAUGUGUUCAUAUUUGAUGAAACCAUCUUUGAAAUUUGGAUCUGGCCUUACAAACACUGUUUACAUUUGUUUGGAGAUGAAGAACAGCAACGAUGUUGAGUUUCAAAUCGUCAAACUGAUUAUUUGAUUCAACUUAUUAUUGUCAGUUACAGAUUUUCUUUGUGUAUAUAUAUAUAUAUAUAUACAUAUAUUAUAUUAGUUUUUCUCUGUACUGAAUAUUGGGGGAUUCGUAUACAUAGGCAGCAGAAGAACAAGACUUGUUAGCUUUGGAUAAGCUUUUGGGUCCGUUUCUUUUAGAUUUCUUGUGAGUAAGAGAAAAUGGGGACCAACAACAUAAACUUCAAGAGUUUCGUGAACGACCCUCCAACUGACGGAGGCGGCGCCGGAAGACCUCCAGGAAACGAUCAACUGAUGAGACAGCCGUCGAUCUACUCGCUGACUUUCGACGAGUUACAGAACACCAUGGGUGGCCUAGGCAAGGACUUCGGCUCCAUGAACAUGGACGAGCUUCUCAAGAACAUUUGGAGCGCCGAAGAGACCCAGACCAUGGUAUCCGCCGCAGCGACUACUGGUGGACAAGACAGGGGGAUUGGUGGUACGCAGCCGCUACAGAGGCAGGGAUCGUUGACGCUGCCGAGGACCUUGAGUCAAAAGACGGUGGAUGAGGUAUGGAAGGACAUAUUCAAAGAUGGGAGUGGCGCUGCCGGAGCUAAUAUGCCGCAGAGACAGCACACUCUGGGAGAGAUGACUUUGGAAGAGUUCUUGGUCAGAGCUGGGGUUGUCAGAGAAGAUGCGCAAUUGGCCGGAAAGCCACCAACCGAUGAGGGUAGCAUCUUUUUCGGCGAUUUGCCACGUGUUAAUAAUAAUACCACAGGUUUAGGAAUCAAUUUUCAGCAGACGGGACGGCCUGGUGCAGGAUUGAUGAACAAUCGGAUUUCGGAAAAUAAUAAUAACAACAACAAUCAGAUUGCAGUUCAAGCAACCAAUCUGCCAUUGAAUGUUAAUGGUGUCAGAUCGAACCAGCAACAGAACCAGCAAAAGCACCAUCAACAGCAAAUCUUCCCCAAGCAGCCUACCGCUGCUUAUCCAUCUCAGAUGCCUAUGGCAAAUAGUGCUCAGCUGGGUAGUCCAGCAAUGAGGAAUGGAAUUAUGGGGAUCUCGGAUCAGGGUCUGAAUACUGGUUUGGUUCAGGGUUCUGCUCUGCCAGGUGGAGGGAUUGGAGUGGUCGGAUUAGGCGCCGGGCCUGUCAGUAUGGCGGCUGUUUCACCUGCUAACCAGUUGUCUUCUGAUGGGGUGAAGAGCAACGGUGAUACUUCCUCGGUUUCACCCGUACCUUAUGUGUUUAAUGGUGGUUUGAGGGGGAGGAAAUGCAGUGGAGCUGUGGAGAAGGUUGUGGAAAGGAGACAGAGAAGAAUGAUUAAAAAUAGGGAGUCAGCUGCCAGAUCGCGAGCACGAAAGCAGGCAUACACUAUGGAGUUGGAAGCAGAGGUUGCAAAGUUGAAAGAAGAGAACCAGGAAUUGAAGAAAAAGCAGGCAGAAAUGCUAGAAAUGCAGAAGAAUCAGAUUCAGUUCAAUUCAACCAUGUCCAAUUCUUAAUGCUCGCUAUCUUAAGCAGAUUCUAUUUUCCUUAUGGCAAUGGAGAUGAUGAAUGUGCAGCGGGGAGUAAAGAAACGGUGCUUGAGACGAACGCAGACUGGUCCAUGGUGAAGCAUUAAGGGAUUGUGAUUUCUGUGGUUGAAAAUUAUGGCACUCAGGCUGUAAAUAUCUUUUAAGGCAAAUGCGUUUUUCUGGUGUAGAUCAAGAGAGGUUUAGUGUGCUGUAGAUUAAACCUUCCUUAAUAUUUAUGAUCUCCAUUCAGCGUUGCUUCUCCUUUGAACAUUACGUGAGUAAAGUUAAGAGAGGAGAAGCAAAAUACGGUCUGUGAGAUUCUCUUUGAUGAUAUAUUUCAUAGCUUGUUUAGGUUCCUUCACCAUACAUAGUCAAACUAAUAUCGCUUGUGCAGGAUGCUUAUGUUACCUCACAUUUCUAUUUUUCUU
Molecule: messenger RNA, 2170 nt
Organism: Ziziphus jujuba (common jujube)
Lineage: Eukaryota; Viridiplantae; Streptophyta; Magnoliopsida; Rosales; Rhamnaceae
Product: bZIP transcription factor 23
Exons: 5
Coding region: 453-1730 (425 amino acids)
Biological process (GO): positive regulation of DNA-templated transcription
Cellular component (GO): nucleus
Molecular function (GO): DNA-binding transcription factor activity
Source: RefSeq, a predicted model, not a curated record